Molecule: messenger RNA, 3735 nt
Organism: Actinia tenebrosa (Australian red waratah sea anemone)
Lineage: Eukaryota; Metazoa; Cnidaria; Anthozoa; Actiniaria; Actiniidae
Product: putative ATP-dependent RNA helicase DHX37
Biological process (GO): maturation of SSU-rRNA from tricistronic rRNA transcript (SSU-rRNA, 5.8S rRNA, LSU-rRNA)
Cellular component (GO): nucleolus; intracellular anatomical structure
Molecular function (GO): ATP binding; RNA binding; helicase activity
Source: RefSeq, a predicted model, not a curated record
UGAGUCAAAGCUWUGACCAGCGGAGUUACCGAGUUCUCCAAAAUCCAAGAUGGYGGACGAACUGUAUUUGCACGUGUUUUCAUAUUAUUAAGAAAAUUCCUGGUUUGGGACUUUUUAAUUAGUUUAUACACUGUGCACAACGAUUAUGGGUCGUUCAAAGAAGGGAUACAACUGGAAAGCAAGACAAGGUAAUCAAGAAACAGAGUCUUCUGACUCUGCGAAGGACACUGCUCGUCCUGGGGAGGGCAUUUUAGAUAAUGCAAGUUUAAAACAAAACGAUUAUGGGACUUCUGCAGAAGAUACUAACCCGUUGGUUAUAGAAAAUAAGAACAAGAAUAAAAGUACGAAGAUUCUUAAGGCAGAGAGGAAGAAAAAGCUAUCGAAGACGCAACGAAAGCGUCUAGAGAAGAUUGUAGAGAGAAAGCAAAAGAAAGCAAAGAGAGCAGACUUGUUGAAAGRAUUAGAAAAACAUGCUGUCAGUGAAAGCGAGCUUGAACUUAUGAGUUCAGCAACUAGACUAGGACAAUUGAAUCGCAAAAGGAAGCUUUCAGAAACAGCUUCUGAAAUUUCUAAAGAAACGAUGCAGCAGGAUAUUAUGUCCAGUGUUUCAAAGGGAAGAAAAAAGGCAAAAAAGGUUCGUCUGCUAAAAAAGGCUAUCCAACCAUUAUCAAAGCCCGAGACGGUAGAAGAAGACGAKACAGAGUCGGAAUCUGAAAGUAGCGAAGAUGAAGACGAGGAAGUUCCAGAUAAAGAUUCAUGUGAUGAGAGUUCAGAGGAGACAAAUUUAGAUCAAGACGAGACUCAAGAAAGAACCAAUUUGAAGGAAACUAGUGCAAAGAUAAAAGAAAAAGAGGACAAGCCUAAGGACCCCCAUGAAGGCAAGCAAAAUCCUACCGAGAAGAAAGAUUACAGCUUUCAAGCUAAAACAGAAAAGGUUUUUGCCAAACCAGCAGUAUUUGUAGAAGUAAAAAGAGACGCUUCCAUUCAAGCAGCUAGGCUUCAACUCCCUAUUCUCUCAGAAGAACAAGCAGUAAUGGAAGCUAUAAAUGAAAAUGAAGUAGUCAUAAUCUGCGGGGAAACCGGAAGUGGAAAGACAACACAGGUGCCUCAGUUUCUGUACGAAGCAGGCUACGCUACUCGUGGGAAAAUCGGAAUCACCGAACCACGUCGAGUAGCAGCUGUCAGCAUGUCGGAGCGCGUUGCUAAGGAAAUGAACAUGGGGACUGAUAAGAUAUCUUACCAGAUCCGUUACCAAGRCAACUGUACUGAUAAUACUGUCAUGAAGUUCAUGACUGAUGGCGUUUUGCUGAAGGAAGUCGAGGGCGACUUUUUGUUAUCGAAGUAUUCUGUUAUUGUCAUCGACGAGGCUCAUGAAAGGAGUGUCUUUACGGAUAUCCUCAUCGGCCUUCUCUCAAGGAUUGUUCCUUUGCGCAACAAACRAGGAAACGAGCUUAAGCUUGUAAUAAUGUCUGCUACGCUUCGUGUGGAAGAYUUUACUGAGAAUACCARGCUGUUUCCGAGCCCGCCAAUCARCGUCAAGGUCGACUCGCGUCAAUUUCCUGUCACUGUUCAUUUCAAUAAAAGAACCCCGGAUGAUUACGUCGAGGAAGCUUACCGAAAAAUCUGUAAAAUCCACCGGACUCUYCCACCCGGAGGAAUUCUUGUCUUUGUCACAGGACAGAGUGAGGUUCAUAGUUUAUGUAGGAAACUUCGCAGAACUUUUCCAUAUGACAAAGAUGGCACUAAGAAGUACGGGAAAGGCAGUAAUAAGGAAUCGGAGAAUGAGUUUGACUUGAACAAGUAUCCCAUUGUUCCUUUGACUGAUGAAUGUGAAGCCGAGGAUGAAGUACAAGACACUGUARGUGACCAAGACGACGAUUUUGAUGACAUGGAUGAUUCAGCGUACACCACUGGGGUGGACCACAAUUUGCCUUUGUACGUACUCCCCCUUUAUUCGCUGCUCGCCAGCAAAGAACAAGCCAAAGUUUUCCAGUCAGCUCCGGAGGGGACUAGACCAUGUGUUGUGGCGACCAACGUAGCUGAGACGUCUUUGACAAUCCCACACAUCAAAUAUGUYGUUGACACCGGUAUGGUAAAAAGAAGAUUUUAUGACAAGAUCACUGGGGUGUCUUCGUUUAAAGUAACCUGGACGUCCAAGGCAUCAGCCAAUCAGAGAGCAGGAAGAGCUGGYCGAGUAGAGCCUGGUCACUGCUACAGGCUUUAUUCUUCCGCAGUAUUCACGAAUGAGUUUGAGGAAUUCGCUGAAGCUGAGAUUUCUCGCAGGCCUGUUGAUGACUURAUGCUUCAAAUGAAAAGCAUUAAUAUUAAUAAGGUGGUCAACUUUCCCUUCCCUACCCCUCCUAGUGCRACAGCUUUACAAGCCGCCGAGACGCUCYUGCUGGAUCUUGGAGCACUAGAAAACAAGAAAACCGUCAAGGGUAACAUUAACGCUGUGAUCACUCCACUAGGACGCUCCAUGUCCAACUUCCCAGUCUCGCCUCGUUAUGGAAAGAUGCUUUGUCUUGGAAACCAGAAAGACUGCCUGGAGUAUGUCAUUGCUAUCGUUUCUGCACUAACUGUUAAUGACAUUUUUAUUGACGACAUAAAAAGUGCAGGGUUCACRGGCGAUAAAGAGGAACUCAGGAAGAAGGUUGCUAAAAUAACGCAGCUCAGRCGCAGUUGGGCAGGGUAUGGUGAAGCGCAGAAGCUAGGGGAUUUGAUGGUACUUCUACGUGCAGUCGGGGCAAGUGAAUACGCUGGUAGCACAGAGAAGUUCUGCUACGAGAAUGGACUUCGCCAUAAAGGAAUGAUAGAAAUACGCAAGUUGCGUUCCCAGUUGACAAAUGUAGUCAAYCUGGUUAAGCCGGAUUCGCAGGUGAAACUGGAUCCACAGAUGAAGCCACCGAGUGUUGAGCAGUGUAUUGCUUUGCGUCAGAUUUGUCUUGCCGGUCUUGGAGAUCGCGUUGCACGGAGGAUCCCUUCAGAGGAGUUGAAUGAUCCCAAACUUAAGAACGCGUAUGUCUGUACGACUCUGGAAGAACCAGUUUUUAUUCAUCCAAAGUCUGCGUUGUUCAGUGUUCUACCUGAGUACGUCGUUUAUCAGGAGAUUAUGGAGACUACCAAGAUGUUUAUGAAAGGGGUCACCGCUAUCGAACCAGGAUGGCUACCAGUACUUGUUCCAAACCAAUGCACAUUCGCUAAACCACAAGAUGACCCUCCGCCUCGUUAUGAUGACGAGUCAGGAACGGUCAUGUGUCACAUGGCUUGUACCUUUGGUCCCAGGGCAUGGCAGAUACCCGCUCAAGAAUUAGAAUAYCCAUCAGGUCUCGAGAAAUUCAAAUGGUUUGGGAGAUUUUUAUUGGAAGGCAAAAUUCUUACCUCUCUUCAGAAGUACGUCCCCGUUCUCAUUGGUAGUCCUUCAUCAAUGGUUAAAUCUUGGGCCAAGCUACAACCUCGGACAGAAGUCCUUCUGAGUGAGCUAGCGAGUGGUAAUGUUGAUAGUAAAGAAAGACUUCGGGAAGCUUUAAAGGCUGAUGGGAAGUUUUUACUUAAUGCUUACAAGCAAUGGAUACCRAAGAUCAAGCACAAAGAACUUGAAAGCUUGUGGAGCACUUUUUAGUGUGGUCACGUAAAGUAUUCAGUGUUAGAGCGCAAUGACUGUUCUACCAUGGUUGCAGACGAUGAACCUCCCUAGACGCUGUGCGCACUUCAUUUUACCUUGCAUUUUUACACUGG